AUGUUUUUCUUUAUUUGUUUCAUUCAAAUUUCUUCUUCUUCUUCUUCUUCUUCUUCUUCUUCUUCUUCUUCUUCUUCUAUCCUCCUCCUCCUUUUUCCUCCCCCUCCUUUUUCUUCUAUUAUAUUCCUUCUGUUGUUGCUUCUGUUUUCCUCGGUUCUUCUAUUUUCCUUCUGCCUCUUCAAUUAUUUUCCUCCUCCUCCUCCUCCUCCUCCUCCUCCUUCUUCUUCUUCUUCUUCUUCUUCCAUCCACCCUCCUCCUGCUUUUUCCUCCCCUCCUUCUUUUUCCUCCCCUCCUUUUCUUCUAUUAUAUUCCUUCUUCUUCAAUUAUUUUUCCUCCUUCUUCCUUUUUCUUUUCUUCUCCUCCUCCUCCUCCUUUUUCCUCCCCUCCUUUUUUUCUUCUAUUAUAUUCCUUCUGCUUCUUCAAUUAUUUUCCUUCUUCUUCUUCUUCUUCUUUUUCUUCUUCUUCUAUCUCCUCCUCCUCCUUUUUCCCUCCCCCUCCUUUUUUCUUCUAUUAUAUUCCUUCUUUCUUCAAUUAUUUUCCUUCUUCUUCUUCUUCUUUUUUUCUUUUCUUCUUCUUCUAUCCUCCUCCUCCUUUUUCCUCCCCCUUUUUCUUCUAUUAUAUUCCUUCUGCUUCUUCAAUUAUUUUCCUUCUUCUUCUUCUUCUUUUUCUUCUUCUUCUUCUAUCCUCCUCCUCCUUUUUCCUCCCCCUCCUUUUUCUUCUAUUAUAUUCCUUCUGCUUCUUCAAUUAUUUUCCUUCUUCUUCUUCUUCUUUUUCUUCUUCUUCUUCUAUCCUCCUCCUCCUCCUUUUUUUCCCCCCUUUUUUUUUUCCUAUUAUAUUCCUUCUGCUUCUUCAAUUAUUUUCCUUCUUCUUCUUCUUCUUUUUCUUCUUCUUCUUCUAUCCUCCUCCUCCUCCUUUUUCCUCCCCCUCCUUUUUCUUCUAUUAUAUUCCUUCUGCUUCUUCAAUUAUUUUCCUUCUUCUUCUUCUUCUUUUUCUUCUUCUUCUUCUAUCCUCCUCCUCCUCCUUUUUCCUCCCCCUCCUUUUUCUUCUAUUAUAUUCCUUCUGCUUCUUCAAUUAUUUUCCUUCUUCUUCUUCUUCUUUUUUUCUUCUUCUCUUCUAUCCUCCUCCUCCUCCUUUUCCUCCCCUCUUCUAUUAUAUUCCUUCUUGCUUCUUCAAUUAUUUUCCUUCUUCUUUUUUUCUUCUUCUUCUUCUAUCCUCCUCCUCCUCCUUUUUCCCCCCUCCUUUUUCUUCUAUUAUAUUCUUCUGCUUCUUCAAUUAUUUUCCUUCUUCUUCUUCUUCUUUUUUUUUCUUCUUCUUCCUUCCUCCUUUUUUCCUCCCCCUCCUUUUCUUCUAUUAUAUUCCUUCUGCUUCUUCAAUUAUUUUCCUUCUUCUUCUUCUUUUUAUUUCUUCUUCUUCUAUCCUCCUUUUUUUUCCUCCUAUUAUAUUCCUUCUGCUUUUCAAUUAUUUUCCUUCUUCUUCUUUCUUUUUUUUUCUUCUUCUUCUUCCUCCUCCUCCUCCUUUUUUCCUCCCUUUUUUUCUUCUAUUAUAUUCUUCUGCUUCUUCAAUUAUUUUCCUUCUUCUUCUUCUUUUCUUCUUCUUCUUCUAUCCUCCUCCUCCUCCUUUUUUCCUCCCCUCCUUUUCUUCUAUUAUAUUCCUUCUGCUUCUUCAGUUAUUUUCUUUCUUCUUCUUUUCUUUUUCUUCUUCUUCUUCUAUCCUCCUCCUCCUUUUUCCUUCCCCUCCUUUUCUUCUAUUAUAUUCCUUCUGCUUCUUCAAUUAUUUUCCUUCUUCUUCUUCUUUUCUUCUUCUUCUUCCUCCUCCUCCUCCUUUUUUUUCCCCUCCUUUUUUCUUCUAUUAUAUUCCUUCUGCUUCUUCAAUUAUUUUCCUUCUUCUUCUUCUUCUUUUCUUCUUCUUCUAUCCCUCCUCCUCCUCCUUUUCCUCCCCCCCUCCUUUUUUCUUCUAUUAUAUUCCUUCUGCUUCUUCAAUUAUUUUCCUUCUUCUUCUUCUUUUUUUCUUCUUCUUCUUCUUUUCCUCCUCCUUUUUUCCUCCCCCUCCUUUUUUCUUCUAUUAUAUUCCUUCUGCUUCUUCAAUUAUUUUCCUUCUUCUUUUUCUUCUUCUUCUUCUUCUAUCCUCCUCCUCCUCCUUUUUUCCCCCUUUUUUUCUUCUAUUAUAUUCCUUCUGCUUCUUCAAAUUAUUUUCCUUUUCUUCUUCUUCUUUUUCUUCUUCUAUCCUCCUCCUCCUCCUUUUUCCUCCCCCUCCUUUUUCUUCUAUUAUAUUCCUUCUGCUUUUGUUUCUGUUUUCCUCGGUUCUUCUAUUUUCCUUCUGCCUCUUCAAUUAUUUUUUUUUAUUUAUUUAUUUUCUGUAAAUUCUUUUUCUACACAAAAUUUUUUUCGCUGCAUUUCGAUAUAUUUCGCUUUUCUUUCUUUCUUGCUUUCUUUCUUUCUUUCUUUCUUUCUUUCUUUCUUUUCUUUCUUUCUUUUUCCUAAUAUCCCUAUUGAUUUUUUCUUUUUCUUUUCUUCAUUGUUUGUUUUUUUCACUUUUCUAUAUUACACCUUUUUCUUUCUUUGUUUCUUUCGUUUUUCUUUCUUUCUUUCUUUCUUUCUUUCUUUCUUUCUUUCUUUCUUUCUUUCUUUUCUUUUUCCUAAUAUCCCUAUUGAUUUUUUCUUUUUCUUUUCUUCAUUUUUCAGCCUCUAUCACAUCCUCCUCAUGACAACAAUUUAUUUACCAUUUAUAUCUAAAUGCAAAGCGUCCAUUUCUUUUCUUUUCAUUUCCUUCAGCCACAAAUUCUCGUUCGUAAUCUCGUACUUUGCUGAUAGUCAAAUAUACUUUAUUAUGGCUUUUAUUUUUUCUGAAACCGCCAGCAAGAGUUGA
Molecule: messenger RNA, 2865 nt
Organism: Acanthosepion pharaonis
Lineage: Eukaryota; Metazoa; Mollusca; Cephalopoda; Sepiida; Sepiidae
Source: the annotation of a GenBank genome assembly